AAGAAAUGUAUGAUUUUUUGUUUAUGUCAUGAUCCGUCUGUUUUAUUUGUAGUGGACACAGAUGAAUGAAGAUUUGAGCUUCAGAAAACUAAUAAAUGGUUCAGAAUGUCCAGAAACUCUCAAAUAUGACUUUAAUAAAAAUGGGGACCUUAGGCAUAUGGAUACCAAUGAACCUUUUGUUUAUGAUUAUCAAAAUUCACAUAAUGCUAAUCACCAACAUUUUCAAUAUCUUGGAUGCUUAAUUACUCAGUAUGUUUUCGAGCUCCUGGAAAAGACAUGCAAACUGCAAAAGAUUUACAUCCCAACAGAUGCUCCAGACAAUGAACUUCGCAGUUUUUUUUUCAUGAGUGAGAAUGCAUUAACUAAUUGCUCAACUCUAGUCAUCCUCCUUCAAGACAAGGGAUCUUUUCGUGCAGGUCAGUGGGGACGAAAAGUCAUAGUUCGUGAAGGCCUCCAACACGGAUCUCAAAUACCAUUCAUCAUAAAGGCUCUGCAGUGCUCUUGGGGAGUGAUUGUUUUAAAUCCCAAUGACAACUUCAUUGAACUGAAGACAGAACAAGAAUGCUUCAGCCUCUCUGAGAAAAAAGACUCCACAUGUCCACUACAAUCACCCUCGGCAGUCCCAAAGAGAGAGAGCAGUAGUCCUGAAGAGCAUACAAGUUACGUUUGGGACCAUUUCAUUUCAAAGAGCACAGCAGAAAAGGUGGCUUUCAUUGCCCAUGGUUAUGGAGGUUUGGUUUUCAUCGACCUCCUCAUGCAGAGAACUUCGGAGGUAAUGAACAAAGUAGGUGCUGUUGCGCUUAUUGACUCCACACACCACACACCGCACCAGACACAAGGCAUUUCCCAGGUGCAGGCCUGGAUAUGGAAACAUUGCCGAGAGUGGGUAUCCCACAGUGAACCUUUAGAUAAGUCAGUAGGCUUUAGGGUGAAAGUUGAUUGCCCUACAGUCUCCACAGGAACUGAAAAUUAUAGCCUGGCUCCUUCCUCUAGUCUACAGUCCAUUUUCAAAUAUCUUAAGAGUGCACUGAAAGUCUUCACUAAACAACCGAUCAAUCGUUCACCUAUUCUAACAAGGAGCAAGUCAAUGAAAACAAGUUAA
Molecule: messenger RNA, 1102 nt
Organism: Zootoca vivipara (common lizard)
Lineage: Eukaryota; Metazoa; Chordata; Lepidosauria; Squamata; Lacertidae
Product: putative protein ARB2BP
Biological process (GO): regulatory ncRNA-mediated heterochromatin formation
Cellular component (GO): nucleus
Molecular function (GO): siRNA binding
Source: RefSeq, a predicted model, not a curated record